AUGGCUGAACCCACAUUAUUACUGCACCGCGAUAAGGAGGAAAUCCCUCCUAAGGCUGCGACGGAAAUUGAUGCCAACCCUAUUGAUAACAAGAUACAUGAUACCCACGAACACCAUGAUUUGGGAUCCACCACCGACAACAAGAGCCAUCUUCACUCUUAUCGUCAUGUUUUUCAUAACACUCAUACCUAUCACCCUGCGAGCGGGUCAUCCGAUCAACUAAUGUCCAUGCAGUUUAUGCAUAAACCAAAACGUUCCAAUACUUUGCUUGAAAAGUCUGUCGAUCCUACUAGAGCUAAUAGCAUUUGGAACUCGAAAUCCCACGAACCUGGCGAUCGUGAAGAAAGCAGCGAUGCGACAUCGCAAUCUCCUGAACCUGCAAAUUCUCCAAUUCAUACCGACACACUUGACGAAAUUGUGGACGAAGAAGUGCCCACCCCGCAAACAAUAGGGUAUAAGCUAGUGCGUAAGAAGUCUGGUGAACUAGUUAAACCUUCCUUGAAAGAACCAGGGUACUUUGACUCAAAUGUCAAGAGAUCAAAAUCCUUGCCCACAACCCCAACCUACAAACUGGUGCAUUUUGGCGGUGAUAACCACGUCCGCUAUUUCAAAAAACGCGAUGUCCCGUCUGCAAUAUCCGCUUCUAACUCUCCAGCGCUAGACGGCAUCGACGCUCUGCUUCAGGAGGUGCAAUUGGAUGACGAUGAUGACGACAAUGAAGAUGAAGAAUUUCGAUUGGGGCCGGCUCCUCAAUUCAACCUCAACCCUGCUGCCAUAACCAAGUACCCUAACCCUCACCACCAGCCUCUAAUUGAAUGGGAGCUUAAGCUCUUGAAUUUCGGCAACAUAUCAUACGAUACAAAGAUACACCAACAAGCAUCUCCCGUAUUUCUAGAAAGGGUUUUCAUAAGCGUUGACAGAAAAUACUUGCUUGGUCAUAUUGCUGUCAAAAACAUCAGCUUCGAAAAGCAUGUCACUAUCAGAUAUACUCUCGAUGAUUGGUGCACCAUUAUUGAAAUUCCCACAACCUACUCCCCAGACCGCCCCAACGUGCUUAAACAAAAUGACUACGACAGAUUUACUUUUAAAGUAUCUCUCGAGAACCUAUUCAACAGCUUUAGGAUUCGGGAUAACAAUGAUUCCUCGCUGAAAGAGCAAGAGAACAAGUAUUCGCUAUGCGUGAGAUAUACUACUGAUGAUAAAGAGUUUUGGGAUAACAACAACACUAUGAAAUUAUGA
Molecule: messenger RNA, 1239 nt
Organism: Meyerozyma guilliermondii ATCC 6260
Lineage: Eukaryota; Fungi; Ascomycota; Pichiomycetes; Serinales; Debaryomycetaceae
Exons: 1
Coding region: 1-1239 (412 amino acids)
Biological process (GO): regulation of glycogen biosynthetic process
Cellular component (GO): protein phosphatase type 1 complex
Molecular function (GO): protein phosphatase 1 binding; glycogen binding
Source: RefSeq, a predicted model, not a curated record